Molecule: messenger RNA, 468 nt
Organism: Papaver somniferum (opium poppy)
Lineage: Eukaryota; Viridiplantae; Streptophyta; Magnoliopsida; Ranunculales; Papaveraceae
Product: stress response protein NST1-like
Exons: 3
Coding region: 1-468 (155 amino acids)
Source: RefSeq, a predicted model, not a curated record
AUGGUUGUCACAACAGCAAGGGACUUUCAGGUGCAUUGGCUCUGUUGUGGGAGCUACGGGGAAGGUGCUAUGGUGCUGUGUAAAUUGCAGCUAGUUAAUGUUGCAGUUGGAGUUGCAGCUGCGGGAAAUGCAGAGUUGUUGAGGCUCCAAGAAGAACAGGCCAAGGAAGCACUGCAGAAGGUUGGGAAGCGCCAUGCUGGUGCAACACUCGGAAUUGCCUAUAAUGAGAAGUUUGAGGAAAAUGAGGAGCCUGUACAGCAGGAAAAUGAAAAUGAAUCUGAAGAUGAAGAAUCCAAAAAUGAAAAUGAGGAGCCUGCACAGGAAAAUGAAAAUGAGUCAGAAGAGGGUGAAUCUGACAAUGAAUCUGAAGAAGAAGGUGAAUCGGACGUUGAGCCCGACUUGGAGGCAACGAAUCGUUUAUUGUGGAUGAAAUCGCUGAAGAGAUUGAUGAUAAUGGAGACAGUCUGA